AUGGCUACCUUCUUUCAGAGUGUACGUCAAGGUUUUGCUCGAGGCAAUACAAAAAGCAACCAGAACUUGAAGGGCCAGUACAACGGUUCCCAGUCUCCCAUUCAGCAAAACGCUCCUCCUCUGCCACCUCUGGUCAACUCGCCCUCAAUGUCGUCUACCUAUAGUCAAGAGAACAUAUACAAUGAGCAUGAGCCUAAGAAGUUCCUAAAUGAGAAAUACGCAAAGUGCUCCGUUAAGGGCAACUUCUUGACUCUGGCUGCUCAACCCAAAAAUGUUGAUUUAGGUGAAUGGCUGGCACAUCAACUUGUGGAAAUGAACCGUCUCCUUACCGGCAUGAUUCAAGUUAUACAAGAGGUAGACACAAAUACCGGUCAGCCUUUGUGCAACGAACACAGUUGUCCAACAAUGUCUGCGGGACGUCUCACAUACACCUGGCUCGAGAAUGGACGACCUGCCAAAAUCCCUGCUCCAUCUUACAUCGUUCGCGUUCAAAGAUGGAUUGUCGGCAAGAUUCAUGACCAGAAUGUCUUCCCCACCGACCCUCCUCCAACAAUUGCUGCCACAACCUACGCCUCGGGUGAUAUGGGCUCCAACCCUGCAAGUGCAACCACUCCCAUUGCUCUACCUCCUAGCAACCAAUCACUCACCUCACUUUCUGCUGGUCAAGACGAUUGGAUCGGUAAAGCUUCUGGAUUCCCUCAACAGUAUCACCAGGAUGUGAAGAGUAUCAUCAAGCAGAUGUUCCGCUGUUAUGCUCAUCUCUACCAUUGCCACUGGGACAGCCCCUUCUGGCACAUCAAUCGUCACUUGGAGUUGAACAGUUGUUUCGUCCACUUCAUCACUGUCGCCAUGUACUACGACUUGCUCCCCAAGAAAGACAUGGAACCUCUCCAGGGCUUGGUUGACAUCUUCGUUGCUCAGGGCGUCGUUCCCAAGGAAGCGGUCCAUCAGCAUGUUAGUUGA
Messenger RNA from Exophiala bonariae, 963 nucleotides. RefSeq lists its product as uncharacterized. The record is from RefSeq and is a predicted model, not a curated record. Gene Ontology annotation, biological process: cell division; positive regulation of protein phosphorylation; signal transduction. Bases 1 to 963 code for a protein of 320 amino acids. Gene Ontology annotation, molecular function: protein kinase activator activity. The transcript has 4 exons. Gene Ontology annotation, cellular component: cytoplasm; nucleus. NCBI's taxonomy places the organism in Eukaryota, Fungi, Ascomycota, Eurotiomycetes, Chaetothyriales, Herpotrichiellaceae.